AUGACAGAGGUCGCCUCCUCGCCUCCGUUGCCGGCGAGCGCGCCGGCGUCAAUCCGUUCGCCCAUCCGUUCGCCAAAAUCGCCGUUCGCCGGCUUAAAGAAGAGAGCUAGCACCGGCGCGGCAACGGUGAAGAAGGCAGCAAAGGGCAGCGCGGAGAAGGCAAAAGGAGCGGCAAAGGCCGCGACCAAGGCGGCCGUCAGCGCUACCGAUCGGGCGGCGACUCGCGUGCAGGCCAACGUGCGGCGCUGCAGCUCCACGGUCUGGCUCGCCAUGCUCGACGCGGCGGACAGGGCGUGCGACAGCGCUGGCCUGAAGGUGAUGCGGGACCGGCUCGUAAAGAUGGGCGCGGCGGGUGGCACGGCCUGCGCGAAUGUGGUGAUGGCGCUCUCCGGCGCCAGCGGCCCGGGCGCGGCGAUGAGGCGGCGGGCGCUGAUCAAGCUGUUCCGCACGUCGGUGGCGCUGGCGCUGCUCCCUCGCUAUCUCACGCCGAUCCGACGAGAGGUGCAGCGGACGAUGUCCGCCAUCCACAACUCGGGCGUGCCGAUGCCGCUCGGCGACGAGGGCCUGCUCGCCAACUACUCGCUCGAGGUGCUGCGCAUGGAUGCCGAGGGCCGCCUCUGGCGGAGAAAGGUCGGCGAGGCAGGCGCCGCGCGGUACGAGAGGGUCGGCGCUGCGGGCUGCCUGCCGCAGCAGUGCUCGCGCGCGCCUCCAGCCUUCGGAGAGAAGCCGCCGCCCGUGUCCGCGCGAGGGAUCAUCAAGCGGCUGGCCGUCCGGAUUGAGCCGCGGAUCGUCAGGCCGCCUAAGGGGUGGAAGAAGGCCAGGGAGGCGGCCGAGGACGACCUUGCGUCGCUCGAUAUCGACUACCCGCCCGAUUUUAUGCCGCGCGCGAUGCGCGACAAGCCAAACGAGGUGCUGGCCCUCGAUCUCGACCUCGACUUCGCCGUGCGGUUCGACAGCCGCGAGGAGCUCUCUAGCGACUGCAAGCCCGAUCACGAGUGGGCGGAGUGCAUGCAGUGCUGGCGGGCGCGGCUCGUCCUCUUUGCGCGCGGGCACAACGGACUCCCCUCUCUCGGCACGCUCGAGCUGCGCAGCCUGCGGCUCGCCUUCAAGAAGGACGCGCCGCCGGUCAUCGAUUGGAACAUCGAGGUGGCCAUGGGGACGCCGCGGCUGCCGCUCCCCUCGUGCAUCGAGGACGCCUUCCUGGCGUGGCUCACCGGCAUGGUGAUGCGCAGCUUCAACCGCGCCUACCCGCUCAAGGUAGACCUCGACGCGAGCAGCACGGCCAAGGAGGGCUCGGAGUGCGACGAGGAGGAGGUGCGCGGCGAGGAGGAGGAGGUGGUGAAGGAUGCGACUUUGGACUUGGCUAGUGCGAAGGCGUGA
Molecule: messenger RNA, 1380 nt
Organism: Emiliania huxleyi CCMP1516
Lineage: Eukaryota; Haptophyta; Isochrysidales; Noelaerhabdaceae
Exons: 7
Coding region: 1-1380 (459 amino acids)
Source: RefSeq, a predicted model, not a curated record